Molecule: messenger RNA, 2064 nt
Organism: Trichoderma reesei QM6a
Lineage: Eukaryota; Fungi; Ascomycota; Sordariomycetes; Hypocreales; Hypocreaceae
Exons: 1
Coding region: 1-2064 (687 amino acids)
Source: RefSeq, a predicted model, not a curated record
AUGGAAAAGACGGGCUCACAGGUCUCGUUGCCCGUAGCCACUGCGCCGCAGAACAGGAAGCGCAGGUCGUGGCACCUCAGGGCGGCCUGCGUUGCUGCCUUUGUCUGCUUGGCCGGGCUGUAUCAUCAUCUCCAGCUUCCUCGUCAUCCUCACCCUCAUCCUCCCCAUCAUCAUCCACAUCACGAUCACGAUCACGAUCACAAUCACAAUCACCACAAUCAUCACGAACCGCCCCAUGACCACCAGAGACCUUCUCCCUACGGCAGAUUUCCCAAGCGAAACGAUCCCUUUCACUUUCUGCCAUGCACCAACGUGACCGUCCCUCCUGCUCUCGAUGACGCCCAUCCUGAGAAGAGCUGGUCGAAGCUGUUUGAUCCAAACCCCAGGCACUGGAGCUGGGGCAACAAGACGGAGAACGACACCGAGGCUCACCCCAAACACGACCCCUUUGCCGGCCGCGGCAUCUAUCUCUGCGGAUGGCUCGACGUCCCCCUCGACUACACCAACGCCUCCGAUGCCCGCAUCACGCGCCUUGCCGUGACAAAGUAUCAGGUCUCCGGUCUCGCCCCCGUCCGCGGCCGCUCCAGGCCGUCAGCCGGCCGCAAGAGCAAGCGCACCAUUGUCGUUGAGCCCGGCGGCCCCGGCGGCAGCGGAACGUCUCUGGUCUGGCGAUCCGCCGAGAUCUUCUCCAAGCGUCUGAGCGACGGCGCCUUUGACGUGCUGGGCUGGGAUCCGCGGGGCGUCAACACGACUCUGCCCGCCCUCUCGUGCUUCCCCUUUGACGCCGACAGAGACCACUGGUCCAUGUUUGCCGGGCAGUACCGCGAGGUCCUCGCCUCGCCGAGGGCUCAGCUCGAGGUUGCCGAUGCCCUGAACGAUGCCAUCUUUGGCGCCUGCUACAAGAUGCACGGCGACCUGCCUCGGUUCGUCAGCACGGCCUUUGUCGCGCGCGACUUGGAGGAGAUCCGCAAGGCCCUUGGGGAAGAGGAGCUCACGGCGCACAUGAUCUCAUACGGCACCGGCAUAGGGCAGACGUAUGCAAACAUGUUUCCGUCGAGCGUGGGCAGGAUGAUCCUGGACGGCACCGAGUAUGUCAAGGACCACAGGCUUCUGGGAGGCUUUGGCUGGACCGCCUUGGACAAUGCCACGGAUGCCUGGCACGAUGGCUUCCUUGGGGAGUGCAUCAACGCUGGACCCGACCAUUGCGAUUUGGCCAAGCCGGUUGAUGGCCAAGCUGUCACGCUGGAGGGUCUGGAGUCCCGUAUGGAAGCGCUCAUCACUUCGCUUAUUACGCGGCCGGUGCCAGGCUACACAAACUUCAGCGGGCCGUCUCUCGUCACGUACUCUGGCCUGGUGGGCGCCAUCUACGGCUCCCUCUACAAUGCAUUCUCAUGGCCGGCGCUGGCGACUCUGCUGUACGAGCUGGAGGCGGGAAACUCCACGCUCGCCUCCAUCAUGCUCGAGCACUCGUCAUGGGAGUACGACCCUUCCCUGCCGUCCCUUCCCAACAAGAAGCCGUCCACCGACGAGCUGACCUUUCUGGUCAUCUGCUCCGACGGCUACGACGCCGCGCUGCCCGACGACGGCCUCGACUGGUGGGAGUCGCUCUGGGCCAACAUGACGGCCAAGUCGUGGGUCUCGGGCAACUCGCGCUUCUUCGACGUCUUCCCCUGCCAGCGCUUCACCCGGUACUGGCCCGCGCCCGCCGAGGUCUACCGCGGCGACCUCAACCAGACGCUCAAGAACCCGGUGCUGCUGAUUGCCGAGACGUACGACCCUGCCACGCCGCUGCGCAACGGGCGGCGGCUGCUCGCCGAGAUGGGCAGCAACGCGCGGCUGAUUGCGCACCACGGCUACGGCCAUUCGUCGCGGGACAAGUCCGACUGCACGGAUGCCAUUGCCAAGGGGUUCAUCCUGCAUGGGGAGCUGCCGCAGGAGCAGGAGACGGCGUGCUUUGCCAAUGAGAAGCCGUAUCUGUAUGGCGUGGACAAGGGGAAAGAUGCGCUGGCGAUUUGGAGGGAGCAUGUUGAGGAGCUGCCGUAUCUGAAUCCUCGUUUGGGUUGA